AUGACUGGAGGGGCAAACUGCGUAAUUAUUUUGGGAACCAACAAUUUGAUUGAUCAAAUUGAAAAUAUCGAUCGUUUAGUAAUUGAAUUGAAUUUUAUUUAUGUUAUGUUGACUACUGUACAAAGAAGUAGUCAUAGUGUGACAGCUAUUGGUAAUCAUUUGUAUGUAUUUGGCGGAGAAUAUGAACCUCGUAUUCCAGUUGAUAACGAUAUUUAUCAAUACAAUAUAAAGUCUGGUGAAUGGAAAAAAUUAAUGACAACGGGUGAAAAACCAUCGCUAAGAAUUGCACAUGCAGCUACAUCUAUAAGUAAUAGGUUGUACAUUUUUGGUGGACGGACAGGGAUAGAAACUGAUGAAAAUGUAUUUAAUGAUUUGUAUUCAUUUGAUGUGAUAUCUUUAAAAUGGGAAAAGUUCGAGUUUGAUUCGAAUGAUAUAUUACCUGAAAAACGUAGUUAUCAUUCUAUGACAAGUAUGAAAGAUAAACUUUAUGUAUUUGGUGGUUGUGGAGAGAAAGAUCGUUUAAAUACUCUAUGGGAAUUCGAUACUAUGAAAUGCAAAUGGAGAAAUCUUCCAUCACCUGAUAAGGAGCAAAUAAAACCACGUGGAGGUUGUGGUUUGGUUGCCUACAACAAUUGCUUAUGGGUUUUUGGAGGUUUCUGUGGUUUUGAACUGGACGAUGUUGUAAAUUUUAAUUUGGAGAAUCAAACAUGGUCUGUACUUGAAACAAAGAUUUCUCCAAGAAGUGUAUUUGCUUAUGGUCUGUUGAAUGGUUUUAUUAUUGGUUUUGGUGGUGAACAAGAUCCCUCCAGUUUGGGACAUAGUGGGGCUGGUGAAUUUGCAGAUGAUGUUAUUUUGUUUGAUGUUAAAGCUGGUACUUCAUCAAAGUUUCUUCGUUUAAAUAUUGAAACCGAUAGUACAAUAGAGAAACGAGGAUGGCAUGCGGGUGAUUCAACUGACAAUUGUUUUUAUGUAUUUGGUGGAAAUACGAGUGAAAAUACGAGAGAUAACAUGCUGAUUCUAUUGAAGUUAAAAAAUAAUUAA
Messenger RNA from Didymodactylos carnosus, 1041 nucleotides. NCBI's taxonomy places the organism in Eukaryota, Metazoa, Rotifera, Eurotatoria, Philodinida, Philodinidae. The record is from the annotation of a GenBank genome assembly.